Puccinia triticina is the source of this 261-nucleotide messenger RNA. RefSeq lists its product as uncharacterized. The record is from RefSeq and is a predicted model, not a curated record. The coding region runs from base 1 to 261 and encodes 86 amino acids. Lineage: Eukaryota; Fungi; Basidiomycota; Pucciniomycetes; Pucciniales; Pucciniaceae. The transcript has 5 exons.
AUGUUACUUCAUCCCGGCGCACUUGCCAUUUAUGGCACACUUUUGGUCCUAUUUAUGGAAACACCCUCCCAGUGUUCUGGUGCAAGCUUGUGGAAACGCGCAGAUAUCAACCCUAACGGGGCAAUGGCCACUAUGUUUGAAAAAUUAGGUAGCAUUUGUGAAGGAUUAGGCAAGGAUGAAAUGGGAAAAAUACCACAUGAACAUGUUGCCAAUUAUCUGGGUCUCAAUGUGAAUUCAGAAGAUGAAAAGAAUGCUAUGUAA